UCUGAAGAUAAAUAAAUUAGGAGCCCGGUGCCGACCUCUAACACCUAACCGGCAACACCAACUAGCACAGUGAGCUCUCGUUGCCGUAGGCAGGUUCUGGCGAUACGACAGGCACACUUUCCUAUUAAUCACAGCGACGUUCGAAAUUAAGACACUAUGUUGUGCUGUGUGCUCAACUUACGCGAUAGCUAGCAGAGCUAGGGCGGCAGUGACUGCGCGAAAAAGAAAAGAAAAAAAAAAGAGAAAUAGCACUGCUGACAGUAUCUCUAUGAUCGUUGCUUGAAUGCUCCAGGCGUGCCAGGUGCCAGAGACGGGCCUCCACGUCGAGAAGACAGCCAUCGGCCUUGACACCACGGCGCAGUCCAAGCUUCUCAUGCAGGAGAGGAUGUUGGCGUUUGACACGCUCAACCACCUCAUUGACAAGGCUACGCUGAUCAUGCAGAAACCCGACGUACGGACUAACCUGACAUGGUUGUUGCUCAACGCUGACAUGACUGACUCAACGGGCCAAUGUCUCCGAGCACCCUUCGAGCGCGUGAAGGGAUUCAGAGACUUCUUCUACCGGCGAGCACGGAUGCCGAAGGGUUAAUCACAUACCCUGCGGCUAUGUGGUAUUUGCGAACGACGGGCAGGUUUCGCACCGUUUUGCAAGCCGUCCUGUAACGUGUCUAUGGGCGGCUUUUUCGUUAGCCCUACGUGACCAGGCAGAAAAAGAAAAAAAUAUAUCCUAUAUUUUUAUUCAGCGUCUGUUCCUCUUCGCGGUACUGCAUGUGAUAAACAGACUGUGGUCAAACUGUUUUUGACCUUUCUCAUUGCUCUUGUAAAGUGUCUUUGCGUGAGUUGUCUCGGGCGGUGGAUCACCUUCGCUAAUGGCCGCGAGAUCGGGCUUAUAGAUGGCAGCACCGUCGUCACAUUAAUUUGGAUGGGCGGUCGGCGGCACGCAUUGAAAUGUAUGCGGCGGAGGUUCGCUGUGGGCCAUUUGGGCCAAUUGCUUAGUAAUGAAACACGCUGACUGCAGCGAACUGUUUCUAUAUUGCCCUCCAAUGCCACAUUUUUGCGAGAAACGCACGGGUCAUUCCUACUAUACCCUAAAUGAGCGCAAAACGAAAUUUUUAUUUGGGUACAUCCAUGUCGCUAUUUAUUUCUUUUUUUUUUUUUUUUUUUUUUGAGCGUUGGGCUUCCGUUCAGCCUAUUGCGACCACGCUGCUCUUGUGUAAAAAUCUGAAGAAAACUUGGCGUAGAACAGGGCAAGACCUAUGGAGUGCUAUAAAGUAAGGUCAUAAGCAAUUUCUAUGAAACAGUAAAAGCAGCGGAAUUUCAUACUUGCUUGUUCAAUACGUAGAGCAGCCACGUGCUUCGAGUUA
Messenger RNA from Dermacentor andersoni, 1364 nucleotides. Lineage: Eukaryota; Metazoa; Arthropoda; Arachnida; Ixodida; Ixodidae. The record is from RefSeq and is a predicted model, not a curated record.